AUGGAACCUGUUACACAAAUUUUAAGAAAAGUUAAAAUAACUUUGGUUGGUGAUAACAAUGUGGGUCGUCUUAGUUAUUUGAAGACUAUAGUCGAUGGAGCAGAUGAUUUUAAGCCAAGCACAGAGAAUCCAUCGGUCUUUGUUCGUUUGCCACACAUCUUAGAUUCAGACUUUAAUCAAUUCUAUUUAGAACUGGUAAAACAAGAGAGUGCUGUAACAAUGAUUUAA
Molecule: messenger RNA, 228 nt
Organism: Heterostelium album PN500
Lineage: Eukaryota; Evosea; Eumycetozoa; Acytosteliales; Acytosteliaceae
Exons: 1
Coding region: 1-228 (75 amino acids)
Source: RefSeq, a predicted model, not a curated record